Racocetra persica is the source of this 766-nucleotide messenger RNA. Lineage: Eukaryota; Fungi; Glomeromycota; Glomeromycetes; Diversisporales; Gigasporaceae. The record is from the annotation of a GenBank genome assembly.
AUGCUACCUAAAUGUAAAACUCUUUCUACUCCUCCACAUAUUACUGAUGAUGAAUAUUAUAAAGAACUUUCACUACCAAAAACACAAGCUAAAAAAGCUAGAAGAUUAGAUAGAAAAAGAAAAACUAUUACUAAAUAUGAAAUACGAGAAUUAGAUAAAAUUCAGUAUAAAAAUUAUAGAACAACAAAUUUGAUUCAACAAGCAAAUAGAUAUAGAAAUAUUGCAAAAUAUAGUUUGAAUGAUUUUAAUUUUGAAUUAGAAGAUAGCUUUGAUCUUUCUAUUUGGCAACAUAAACUUAGUAAUUUAAAUAUUAGAUAUAAUUAUUGUCAAGCUUUAAAGUGGAAAAAUGAAUCACCAGGGUUUUGCUGCCUUAAUGGUAAAAUUAAAUUAGCAUUAUUUGAACCACCUCUACUAGCUAUAUCACAGUUAUUAACUAGAUUUGAUAUUACUACUAGCAUAACUACAAAUCGUAGCAUAUUUGAAGUAAACAAAUCUUAUAUUUUUAGAAUUCAAGAAGCUUUAUAUUAUAAUAUAGGUUCUUUAAUAUCACCAACUGAACUUGAUCAUAUUAAUCCUUUUGUUCAAAUAUUUCAAAGUGCUAGACGGCAGGCUACAAGAAAUCCUGCUUUAAAAUUAAAAAUUUCUAAUAUAUCUUCUCAAGUUAUGAGAAAUUAUAAUUUACUAGUUGUUUCUGAAAUUGCUGCUAUAAUUACUGAUGAUGAUACAAUUGAUUUUGGUAGAGAUAUUAUUCUUACUACACAACAGG